AUGUCUGCGUCAAUUAAUGCAGAGAAUGAAGCCGCUGAUCAGGAGAAUGUUGUGGCUAGUGAACGUGACACUUCUCCUCCACCAGCAAAAGUAACAAGAACUGAUCGGAAAGAGUCGAUAUCUCAUCCACGAAAACAUUUGGAAACGGUACUUUCGCAGAGGUCUGAAGGAUCGGAUGAAGAUUUAUGUGCUGGUGAUGCCGUUAAACCUUCACAGAUCGAUAGUGAUCAAAGCGAUUCACCUGCGGCAGAAUCUGAUCGUAUCACUCCUCUCCCGAAGUUCGAAUGCAAUGAUUCUGAUUCCAGCGAAGAAGUGACACAACUUGCUUCAGAUUGUGGAGAUCUGCUCAAGGAUGUGGAAAAUAUUACCGAAUCAUCAGACUCGUCGCAUUGUUCGCCUGAACGUACCAAAAAUGAUGAGCAUUCUUCUGGUUAUCCGGCAACUCCACCGGCUAGUGGCGAGCUACCUGGAUCCAGCAAAGCACCUACGACCCCGUGUUCUACACAGACAGAUCGCAUCACCAGCUUGCGCAAACGAAUGGCGAUUUAUUCACCCAGCGAUAGCAUGUUGUCACCUUGCACGAUGAAACUGAACCGACCGAAGAAUUUCUUCCUCAUGAGACAGAAGGCUAAAACUUCAUCGUUUUUGUGUGCUGAAGAGCUAAGUGAAGAAAAUAAUGAUGCAGAUGAUGAUGAAAUGGGAGAUGAAAUGAGAGGUACUGCCACUGGUGAAGCGGAUGCACCUGCAGAUGAUGAAAUAGAUAAAGCCAGUGGUGAUGAUACUGUUCUCACAAAAAACCAGAAAGGCUUUGAUAAUAAUGAUAUUAUCUAA
Messenger RNA from Brugia malayi, 831 nucleotides. RefSeq lists its product as uncharacterized. Bases 1 to 831 code for a protein of 276 amino acids. NCBI's taxonomy places the organism in Eukaryota, Metazoa, Nematoda, Chromadorea, Rhabditida, Onchocercidae. The transcript is spliced from 3 exons. The record is from RefSeq and is a predicted model, not a curated record.